Malus domestica (apple) is the source of this 1369-nucleotide messenger RNA. RefSeq names its product bark storage protein A-like. Gene Ontology annotation, molecular function: catalytic activity. Lineage: Eukaryota; Viridiplantae; Streptophyta; Magnoliopsida; Rosales; Rosaceae. The record is from RefSeq and is a predicted model, not a curated record. Gene Ontology annotation, biological process: nucleoside metabolic process.
UCUAAUUCUUUAUUCCUUAGGGCACCUCUCUCUCUUUCUCUCACACACAAAGAUGGGAGCUUCAUCAGUAGUAGCUUCUCUGAUGAUGAUCAGCUUCUUCAUGCUUAACAGACAACUGCAGGCAGAUGCUGCAUUGUCCGCAGAGACAUACAAGUCGAUCGACGAGGCGAACCAGAGUGGCCCUUAUCUAGGCGUGGUCAUUCCAAACGCUUUCGAAAUGAACCCUCUUCUUCAAUCUCCAAACUUCACCUCAACUAACCUUACCAUAGAUGUCUCCGGAAGAAGAUUUCGGUUCGGAACCAUUGCUAACAAGAAAGUCAUAUUGGUUAUGACAGGACUCUCAAUGAUUAAUGCAGGAAUUACUACUCAGCUUUUGUUAAGCCUCUUCGACAUAGAAGGAGUGGUGCAUUAUGGCAUAGCUGGUAAUGCAAACCCAUCCAUAAACAUUGCCGACGUGGUCAUUCCUCAGUAUUGGGCCCAUAGUGCUCUUUGGAACUGGCAGAGAUAUGGACAAGGGCCAGAAAACGAGCUACCCCUUGAAGCAAGCGGAGACUACACCAGAGAAAUUGGCUACUUAAAAUUUGCAAAUUAUACAGUCAAUGCAAGCAGCUCCUCAUAUGACAACCUGUUAAACAAUAUUUGGUAUCAACCGGAGGAAGUCUUUCCGAUAGAUGGAACUCCAGAGGAAAGACAACAUGCCUUUUGGGUUCCUGUUGAUCCCCUUUACUAUAACAUCUCUAAAAAAUUGGAGGACCUGAAAUUGGAAGGCUGCCUGAACUCGACGACAUGUUUGUCCCAUACACCAAAAGUGGCAAGAGUUGAUAGGGGAACAAGUGCAAGCAUUUAUCUAGACAAUGCUGCUUACAGAGGCUUCAUAUACAACAAAUUCAACGUCAGCCCUGUGGAAAUGGAAAGUGCUUCUGUUGCCUUGAUAUGUCUUCAGCAAAGGGUGCCCUUCAUUGUCAUCAGGGCUAUCUCCGACUUGGCCGGCGGCGGCGGCGCCGAUUCGAAUGAGGCCGACGCAUUCUUAACUCUCGCUUCCAAAAACUCAGUCACUGCUGUUUUGGAAUUUGUCAAGCAGUUAUCAGCUUCAAAGGAAUUUGUCAAGCAGUUAUCAGCUUCAAAGUGAUCACUCACUCUAAGAACUUUUUUUGUAUGCCACUUUUGGAAUUUGAAUAAAACUGAGGGGCUUUCGUGAACUGAAUCCCUUGGUUUGGAGUGUAAAAUUAAAUGUUUUGAGAGCCAAUAACAAUUCUCAAUAUUCAUAUGGAGGCAGGUUGCUAAUUGCUAUAAUUCCUGUUUAUUGCCUCUAUGCUAUGAAUUUAUAAGGGUUAAUUACUCUAUACCCUUUAUAUGUGGGUACUUUUUU